AUGGCGGGAGACCUAGACGACUUUCUACCAAAAAUAAAAUGUUCAAGCUGCCAGGCAGAGGUCGAGCUGUCGGCCAUGGGAGAACAUGUCUGCCAGAAGGAAGAUAAGCGUACGCAACACCGAAGUGCCUACACUGUGAUCCAUUUUCAUGGACUACCAUACUUCGUAACUUUGGAGACGAAUCCACUGACAUUGCUGCGUGUAGCACUCCCUCCUCCACCUGCACCACAAGCAGAGGCCAACUACGGGGAUGGUCGGCCCAGCACAGAAUUGGAUAACCUAGAUGGGCCUCUCGCCAAGGUUGGACGCAUGGCACCCCCACCUCCCAUUGAUCCCCAUGCUGCAAACCGUCCCUUUCUCCGAUUGCUCGUGCCGACAUCUCCAACAAGCGGCGGCAUCAAAUCGGCGUCUCCCCUGUCCUUCUCGCCAAAGUCACCCAUGCGUCAGCCUCAACGAAGUCAAACGUCACCCUUACCCAAUAUUCCCUCUCCAGAGCGAGCUAACAUAGACUCCGUGAUUCCUCCAUUCCCAGGACCUGAUCCUAGAGCCAGUACAAAGAGCAGGUCCAGGGCCAGGACCUUGGUCAAAGGAGAGCGCGUCCAGAGUCCUCUGGUAACCAGUCCCUCGGAGAUUGCGAAUAAUGGCUUAGAUUUCCGGCUCAACCAGUCAACAUCAACGCCAGUACAUGAGGAUGAUGACGAUGAUGACGAUCAUGAACGACGUCGACGCCGCUCGCGGGCCAACAGGCACAAACGGGAGGUCUCAGUCGAUAGCAAAAGCCUAUAUCGAAUGUCAAUGGCAAGCAGUCGCUAUGGGGAUUCGAUCUCUCGAUCCUCCACUCCAGGAUUCCCAAACACCGCUAGCCUGCGUGGCCACCCUAACUACUUGGACGAGAUCCCCCCUCUUCCAGCCUUUCCCAUCAAGAGUUACACACCAACCCCUUUCAUAGCCGAACCAGAGCCGUAUCAAUUUCCAAACACAGAAGAAUUCGAAAAUGAUAGAAUCGCCACGACUCCUCCCAGGAGCUCUGGAUUGUCGACUGGUCUUCCCGGGUUUGAACUUGGAUUUCCUAUCGAUGGGGAGCCCCCAAAACCGCAAGAUCGUCAUUCGCAUGCUGCACGAUUAUCAGAGGGUAGCCGUGGCAGCGUUCCUCUAGAGGUGAAACGUCCGGAUUCGCAAAGGGGACCAGGUCAGGAUGUUGAUUUCCCUGCGUAUUCUGUCCAGGAGGACUUCUCCGUCUCGAACUUUGCACGCGGUCUUGGUCUCGGUGACCCUUAUCAUACGACAAACGAUUCUACUUCAUCCUCAGAUUCUUCUCCUUCGGACGCUGCAACAACAGUAUCCUACUCUACACAGCCAUCCGAACCACCCAGUGCAGAGCUGAAGCCCCCUCCGAGCCCCUACAAGUACGACCUUGAUUCGCCAACGGACCCGUUAUUCCAGCAGGGUCGCUUUGAAUGCACGCCACCGAAAUAUGAACGCUUUGGUGAACUUGAAUCUGAACCAAAGCCAGAGGAACGAAGAGGUGAAGUACGAUCCGUCAGGUCUCGCCGUCCAUCUCAGCCCAACCAACGCCCGACGAAGACCGAUUCCCCUCCACCAACACCCGCUCCUCCAAAAUCGCCUGGACAACCUCGUCGUGUUCGUUGUCGGGGCUGCGGAGAAAUAAUCGUCGGCAAAUCUGUUUCUUCUGCUGAUGGUCGCUUAACCGGUCGAUGGCACAAAGCUUGCUUCGUGUGCUAUACCUGCCAUUCGCCCUUCCAGACGGCGGACUUUUACGUUCUGGACAAUAAUCCGUUCUGUGCACAACAUUACCAUGAACUAAACGGAUCAUUAUGCGCCUCUUGCGGACAGGGAAUCGAAGGACCCUGUCUGCAAACCGAGGAGAUAGUGCGAGACGAGAAAAGCGGUACGGAAAGAAGACAAAUCUUCCAUCCAGACUGUUUCAGGUGCAAGAUGUGUCGAAUCGUGCUGAGAGAAGAUUACCUCGAAUGGAAUGGCGACGUAUACUGCGAUCGAGAUGGUCGCAGAGCAGCAGCCAUUGCAUAUUCUCCUCCAUCGCCAGGUUUUCCUCCUGGUCCCGGUCCUGGUCCCGGUGCCGGUUUCGGUUCAGGUCCCGGACGAGGCCGAUCCCCAGGACCCGGGUACAAUGGUCCACCACCUCCAGGCUAUGGCCGUCGACCGUCCUACAACUCGCCGCUCCCCGGCGCACCGCGAGGUGGAUCAGGCCCGGGACCAGGUCGAGGCCGCGGCCAGGGUCCAGGACGAGGUUACCCAAUUCCGCCCAACCGAGGACCUGGCGGUCCUCCCGCAAUGCCGAAAAUAUACCCUCCCAGCAGAAGCGGCAGUGGACGCAGCAAGCAGCCUCCUCCGAUGGGAAACUCUCUGAAUCUUCCCGGUCCACGCAAGUUCCCAGAACGGCGGAAGACGAAACUGAUGAUGCUAUGA
Coccidioides immitis RS is the source of this 2448-nucleotide messenger RNA. RefSeq lists its product as uncharacterized. The transcript is spliced from 2 exons. The record is from RefSeq and is a predicted model, not a curated record. Bases 1 to 2448 code for a protein of 815 amino acids. Gene Ontology annotation, cellular component: nucleus; Z disc. NCBI's taxonomy places the organism in Eukaryota, Fungi, Ascomycota, Eurotiomycetes, Onygenales, Onygenaceae. Gene Ontology annotation, molecular function: transcription coregulator activity.